ACGUGGUAGUUGAUGGAGGGUUAUGGUUACCCGUACCUCCCCACUUUUCCCCCGGCGGGACAUAUGGAGGGGGAGUAUCCUGACCAUGGCGAUGGCUUCGGGGAUUACUAUGGGAUGUCCGUUUUGAAAGACGACAGAGAUAUUGGGAGAAGACCAAGCCGUUCAAAUCAUCGAAGCCGAAGGACUUUUGUACUCGACGAUUCGAGGUCACGAAGCAAUGGUACCAAAUCGCAGUCAAGGUCACAUACCAGGUCGCGAAGUCACAGCGGCACCCGGUCAGUCAGUCAGAAUAAAGAACUGACGUUCAAGGAGCCAAGUUUCUUGGACGCUUUCAGAGUGUUGUACAUAACGCCAAGUAGAGCCCAAAGGAGUACCACCCGUUAUCUGGCCACAAAGAAACGCCAAGAUAAAAUUCAGGAAAUCCUCAAGAGCGACGGCCUAGGGUCCAAACGGUGGCUGUUCUAUCCCCGAUCCCAAAUCCGAGCUGAUGAGGAAACCCCUGAAGCGAGACCUGUUCCUGGAACACGCGAUAAUUGCGAUCAGAGAAUUAAAAUUGAUGGAGAAUUCUUCAGGAAAUACAAGAGGAAGAACAAAGUUGACAGCGACGCGCCUAUAGCGAAGCUUAGGAGAUGGGAGUUGAUACUGUAUAAAAAACUAGGGUUCAUACAAGCUGUUUAG
Amyelois transitella is the source of this 678-nucleotide messenger RNA. RefSeq lists its product as uncharacterized. Lineage: Eukaryota; Metazoa; Arthropoda; Insecta; Lepidoptera; Pyralidae. The transcript has 3 exons. Bases 13 to 678 code for a protein of 221 amino acids. The record is from RefSeq and is a predicted model, not a curated record.